CAUUUAUAAUAUCACACGCAACAAAGCUGAAAAAUACAACUUGGGCAGAAGAUAAUUUGAGAUUUCACAUCGCCUGCCACAAGUUGAACAGAUGUUCCCAGACGACACAUAACUUGUGGCCCAAUGCUGCAUGUUGCUCUCCUUGACAGCUGAUACCGGGAUGAUCUCGCAGCAUCAACUCUGGCUGCUGAGGCAUUCCUUCUCAUGUUACAUAGAACGCUAGCUUUGAUCUGCUGAGGCGCAGAACCAAUGCAGCCCCCGCGUCGCUCCCACCCAAGGGCGACUCGAACCCUAGCGCCGCCACCACCCUCCCCCACGCCCUUUCCUCCCCUCGCCGUCGCCAGAGGAUGCCGACGGACGAAGCCCCAACGGCGGACGGCGACGGCGGGGAUUUUCCCUGCGGUGGUUCCUAUUUCUCCAGGUGUUGGCGGCGCGGCUUGGGCGUCGUCGGGCCAGCAGUUCCGGGGCGAGGCAGCGGCCUGCUUCGUGUGGAUCUAGGGGAUCUUGCCCAUAUCUGCUAGGGGAGGCCGGCCAGGCUUGCUGGGUGCCCGGCGCGGUGGCCGGCAAGGCGCGGGGAGGCGGGGUGCGGGCCGGCAAGACGCAGGCAGGCGGGGUGCGGGCCCUUUGUGGGUGCGGGCGGGAGGGGGCGGGCGGCCGACGAGGUGACUGGGGCUGCAGAUCUGGGCCGUGCGCGUGGAUCCGUGGCUGCUGGGGUUAUGGCGUUCCGGCCGGUCGGUAUCAGGCUCUGUGGCGUGUGGCAGGUCUUGUCGACGCGAUGGAGCGGUGGUGGAGGAGGCUUUGGUCAAGUGUGUCCUCUCUUCCUUCCAUUCGCGAUGGGGUUGUCGGUGGUUGCGAGUGAAAGCUCUGCGCUGACGUGGUCGGUGCGUAGGGCCUAUCGGUGCGGCGACGACGGGUUCCGCGGACGUCGUUCUCCUUCUUGGAGGCGUCAUCAUGCAUCCCCAUUACAACCCAUCCUUGGCAAUCGAGGUGACUCCGAGCGAAAGCUCAGAUCCGAUUUUCUGGACCGGGCAAUGGCAGCGUCUUCGGACGUCGUUUCCUCCUUGAAGGCGUUGCCUUUGGAGCCCUUGCUUGCGGCAGUAUGGUCAGCCUGGAUGAAGCUUGGCCAGGGAUUGUGGCUUCGAGUGGCACGGGCUCACUGGUGCACGAGUUGUACCCGUCGGGGCGACCUCUCCUUUGCUCCGGUCGCCGGAGAAGCCCAGCUCUACCUACUUUCUCUGAUGUUAGGAGUUGUUCCCUAUUCGGUGUCAUUGGAGCGGAGGGUGGUUCGUUUUUCGGGUGCAACUUGUUUGUCGGCGUUGCUUUGUAAUGCUCGUAGUCAAGGUUUUUGUGCGUUUGUCCUUGAAUAAGCUGUGCAUUGUACGGUUUUCGGCUCAAUUUUCUUCAUAAACAGAGCCAUUCUAUUUUUUUUUAAUGAAUUGCAGGAUCACGCUGGCCUCUCAAUGAGGUUCCGUGAAAAAAAAAAGAACAUGGUUGCUUUCCUCCCACAGCUAAAAUAGGAAGACGAGGAUCGAGAGAUAACGCGCGACGCGCGCGUCGGAGAAGGGGGCACCGCACUUACGCGCGCGUGCACGCCAAAAAGAAGGGAAAAAUCAAGGAACAGAAAAACCCACCGGCAAUUAACAGGCAACCUCUGGGGCCUUCGACGACCCAACGAUCGACAGAGUAAACGUAGUUAGCCUUAGCUAGGUAGCGCGCUCCGGCCGGCCGGCCGGGCUUGCCAUACAUGCAUGGCAGCCACCGUGGCCGGCUCCCCAUGCCGGCCCCGGGCACGACGCCGCGGUGGUGGGAGGACGCGGCGAUCUCGCUGGGGCUGGUGGGCGUGCAGCUGGCCGGCGCCGCCUACAUGGUGGUGCUGACGCCGAUCCUGGCGCUCGGCCUCGACCCGCUCUUCCUCGUCACCUUCGGCAGCCUCUGCACGGGGAUCCUCACCUUCCCUUUCGCCUUCAACCUCGAGAGGAAGAAAUGGCCAUCGCAGCUGAGCAACCGGCUGGUCCUUCAGUUCGUCUUGCUGUCUCUGGGAGGGGUGACCCUGUUCCAAGCCCUCAUGCUGCACGGCAUGAAGAUGACAUCCCCCGCCAUUGCCUCCGCCAUGCCCAACCUUGCCCCGGGAUUCAUCUUCGUUGUCGCUGGCUGCCUCAGGUUUGAGAGGGUUGAUUUCAGGUGCCACUACACCAGAGCCAAGAUACUGGGGACCCUUCUCUGCCUGGGUGGAGCCAUCACCAUGAGCAUCCUGCAGAGCCCCGCCGCUCCAUCUGGCCGAAGAUCGCCGGACCUCAAGUCACACCAGGACUGGGUCAUCGGCUGCCUGUGCCUCCUCGGGGCGGUGCUCGUGCUCUCAGCCACAAUAAUAUUGCAGGCGGCAACCAUGAUCCAUUUCCCUGCACCCUUCACCCUCUGCUCCAUGACCUCGUUGAUUGGUGCCGCGCUGACGGGGAUCUUCCAGGUGGCCACCACAGGGAGGUUCAGCCCUGGGACACCCCAGAUCAGCAUUCAAAUCAUCCUCUCCCUUGUAUUUGUGGGCGGGCUGGUGAGCUCGGUGUGCAUCAUGUUCCAGACGUGGGCGCUGGAGAAGAAAGGCCCUGUGGUUGUCUCCCUGUUCAGCCCGAUGCAGACCGUCGGUUCGGCUAUCUUCUCGGCUCUGUUCUUGGGAAGGGAGGUGCAACCAGCAAGCAUGCUGGGGUUGGUAUUUCUUUUCUCCGGCCUUUAUGUUGUUCUGUGGGCAAAAAAGAAAGAAGGCCAAGUUCUUCCUACACACACAGCGGUGGCAGAAGGAACAGCAGCCGAUAUAGAGAAACCACUUCUGCUUCCAGAUAGUUUGAUUCUCUUGUAGUAUGCUUUUAAUAUCUCAGACAGGCAGGGUACAGCAAUAGUCAAAGAAUGUAUAGUUCUCUUCCUUUGGUUCUUGUAAACAUGUAGUUGUAUGUUUGUACAGACAAAAUACAAUAUUAGAUUGAAUAGUUGAGUAGUAUCAGAUUGUAGAACACUAACAUUGGUAACAAGAGAAUCAUUUGGGAGGAAGAGAAUACCAUAUACCUCGCCAUCUGUAAUUA
Brachypodium distachyon (stiff brome) is the source of this 3071-nucleotide messenger RNA. Its product is annotated as WAT1-related protein At5g47470. Lineage: Eukaryota; Viridiplantae; Streptophyta; Magnoliopsida; Poales; Poaceae. The coding region runs from base 1745 to 2851 and encodes 368 amino acids. The record is from RefSeq and is a predicted model, not a curated record. Gene Ontology annotation, cellular component: plasma membrane. The transcript has 7 exons. Gene Ontology annotation, molecular function: transmembrane transporter activity.